AUGCACUAUUUCCAAACGACGAAUGCUGAAAAAGUUCCCGAGUAUGAGAUAUUGAACUUGGCUAGUGCUUCCGAAGUGAACCCAUUUGGAGAUGAGGUUGAAUAUGAGUUUACAGCCUUUGAUCGACCGAUAAAUUUGAAACUGAAGAAAAACCUCGAUAUAGUAAACCCGUCAUUCAAAACGUACAUUCACGACGAAAACGGUGUAAGAUUCUUCAAUGAAACCCCUUCGGAUUGCCACUAUUUGCACGAAGAAGCCAAUCUAGUGGCGGCUUUGAGUCUUUGCGCGCCUGGAGCGGUGCAAGGGCUCAUUUUUGCCGAUAAUUCUUCAUUCGAAAUUCAACCGCUGCUUCCAAGGCUUCAAAGGCUAACCAAGCGCCACGCGGGAGGCGAAACAGCCCCACAUAUCAUAAAGCGAGCACGGUUCGACAGUGAUUUUUUAUUCGAUGAAAUUUUUCCUAUCGCUGGCAACGCUUGGAAUCGGCAGAAGGCCGUAGAAUCAAACAAACUCGAGGACUUCUUGGACGAGGAAAUCUUUGAAAAUUCCGACUAUUUCCUGCCUAGACGAGGCCAGAGUAUGACGCUGGAGCUGGCUCUGUUUUUCGACGAAGCGGCCUUCAAGAUAUUCGCCCCAUUCUUCAGCUACGACGACAAGAAGCUGCAGAACAUGCUCUUGGCCUAUAUCAACGGGGUGCAAGCACUGUACCAUCAUCCGAGCCUGGGAACCAGCCUCGAAUUAGUACUGGUUCGGCUGGAUAUCAUGAAGAAACAGCCCAGAGCGAUGCCGCAUUACAAUGGCGAAAGGUCGCAACUGCUGGACAGUUUUUGCCAGUACCAAGCGGAUAUCAACCCGAAAGAUGAUAAAAAUCCUGAGCAUUGGGACAUGGGGUUGUAUGUUUCCGGUUUAGACUUUUUUGCGUACGAAAAUGGGAAAAAGAGCGGCGUCACUAUGGGUCUAGCCACAGUGGGCGGAGUCUGUCUGGACAAGUACGCUUGCGUUAUUGCGGAGUUUGGCACGACCAAUGUGUUUGGCAAACCGUACCCCAGUGCCGGCUUCACCAGUGUCUACAUUCUUGCGCAUGAAAUCGGCCACAACUUGGGGAUGCACCAUGAUAGCACGGGAAACAGUUGCCCCAAAGAAGGAUACAUAAUGUCGCCAUCCCGGGGCACCAACGGGGAAACCCAAUGGUCCUCAUGCAGUGCUGAAGUGAUGGCUAAACUGGAUUGGGCAAGCUGUUUAAAAGACGCGGCCAAGCCAGUGAAAGGCAAAGACCAUUCCCGGUUCCUGGACAUUCCUGGAAGAAUCUACACGGCAAAGAGACAGUGCGAAGUGCUGCUACGGGACAAGGACGCGGUGAUGUCGCCCAACCAACCGCAGGCCGAUAUUUGCUUCAGUUUGCAGUGCAAAACCCCGCAUAGGAGCGGAUUUUAUUUCGCUGGACCUGCCUUGGACGGGACGCCUUGCGGCACUGCGAAGUACUGCUAUGGAGGCCAUUGCAGCUCGCGCCAGCCCCCAAAGCCGGUUAAAGUCACCCCUGGGGGCUGGAGCGUCUGGAGGAAGGGACUGUGCACGUCCGGGUGCAUCCAGAAAGCCAAGGGAAUGCAAACGAGUACCAGAGAGUGCAACAAUCCGGCCCCAGUUAACACUGAUCAGGGCUGCGAGGGAGUUAAUUCCCAGUUUAAUUUUUGCAGGGACGACAACAUUUGUGCAGGAAAACGGCAAUCUCCAGUGGUGUACGCCUCUAAGAAGUGCAAGGAGUUUUCGAAGUUGCUUCCAGAACUGGACCCAAAAGGAGCGGGGCUUCAAGCCCCUCAUGAAGAUGGGCGCGUAUGGACAAGUUGCGCGAUUUUCUGCAAGCGCAGGGACUCAGGAGCUUUUUACACCCCCAGAAUAGAGCUGAACGAUUUAGGGGUUUCUCCCUACUUUCCUGAUGGGACUUGGUGCCACAAGGACUUCACUGGCAUGAACUACUUCUGCAUGCACCAUCACUGUCUUCCAGAGAACUUCCAGUUUACGAAAAAGCAAAUUCCCACUCUCGAUGAUGUGCCGUUCUCCCAAAACGCCAGACCCAACAAGCCGCCCAUUCCGCCCAAUUUGAAGAAUUACUUUGCCUUGAGUCCAAACGGUCGCCCCAUCCAGACCUCCUUUAAGAACACUGAUCUGUAUUCUACUAAUGAGGAGGAGUGGGAGACUAAGGAUUAUGUUGAGCUGCCCAGUAUUCAAAAGCGAUUUCAGGCUUUGCAGCAGGAAGUUAGCGAUUUUGAUUUUUUUUGAGGAUUUUUUAGUUUUGAACUAUGACCUUUUUCUAACGACUUGAAAUAAAUAUAAAAAAUAUUUUGAAAAA
Molecule: messenger RNA, 2344 nt
Organism: Dendroctonus ponderosae (mountain pine beetle)
Lineage: Eukaryota; Metazoa; Arthropoda; Insecta; Coleoptera; Curculionidae
Product: A disintegrin and metalloproteinase with thrombospondin motifs adt-1
Exons: 12
Coding region: 1-2274 (757 amino acids)
Biological process (GO): extracellular matrix organization; proteolysis
Cellular component (GO): extracellular matrix
Molecular function (GO): metalloendopeptidase activity
Source: RefSeq, a predicted model, not a curated record